This is a messenger RNA of Notolabrus celidotus (New Zealand spotty), 1616 nucleotides long. It is a transcript of the gene hyal3, whose product is annotated as hyaluronidase 3. Gene Ontology annotation, molecular function: hyalurononglucosaminidase activity. Gene Ontology annotation, cellular component: acrosomal vesicle. Bases 181 to 1485 code for a protein of 434 amino acids. The record is from RefSeq and is a predicted model, not a curated record. NCBI's taxonomy places the organism in Eukaryota, Metazoa, Chordata, Actinopteri, Labriformes, Labridae. The transcript has 7 exons. Gene Ontology annotation, biological process: carbohydrate metabolic process; hyaluronan catabolic process.
CUUGUUGCAGAGGAGCCAGUGCGCAUAUUUGUAAACUGACCUCAGAGCAGAUGUCUUUGACAGUUACAGGAGACUUUCUCACUGACAGAGACCAACAGCUGAUCCUGGAUCAGGAGGACGAGAACCGGCGUCCAACCCGAGACUGAACAUGACGGACACAUCAGUGGGUGAACAGCCGCCAUGGUGCUGUCUCACCUCCCUCUCUUCCUCCUUCUCCUUCUCUCCUCCCUCCCAUCAUGCACCUCUCUAUCUAGUACCUCCUCCCAUGGCCCCCUGUCUGUGGUGGCUGCUGCAGCUCCGAUCCUGCAGGAGCAGCCGUUUGUUGUGGUGUGGAACAUGCCCACAGCACAGUGUAAGAAACGCUACAACAUCCACCUAGACCUGAACACCUUCGACAUCGUGGAGAACCAACAAGAGCGCUUCCAGGGACAGAAUAUGACCAUCUUCUACCGGGACCGCCUGGGGAAGUACCCGUUCCUUUCCAAAGAUGGCAGGAAGGUGAACGGAGGAAUACCUCAGCUGGGUGACCUCUCAGCUCACCUCUCCCUCAUGGUGACAGAGAUGUCCAGCCUGCUGCAGCCACACUUUAAAGGUUUAGCUGUGAUCGACUGGGAGGAGUGGCAGCCGCUGUGGGAGAGGAACUUUGGGACUAAGAUGGAGUACCGGAGACUGUCCAAGCUGCUGGUGAAGCAGGGGAGACCUGAUCUGUCUGAGAGAGCCGUGACAUCCCUGGCAAGGUUCAACUUUGAGGAGAGCGCACGGAGGUUUAUGGAGGAGACUCUGAGGGUGUCGGUCAGAGAUCAUCCUGAAGGACUCUGGGGCUUCUAUGGGUUCCCUGCAUGCUUUAAUAAGCAGAAGAGAAAGACAGAUCAGAACUACACCGGACGCUGCCACAAGGGGACUAAACAACAGAACGACCGUCUGUCCUGGCUGUGGCGUCAGUCCACCGCUCUCUACCCCAGUGUUUAUCUUCCUCAGAGGCUGGCAGGAUCCACUGAUGCAGCUCUGAUGGUCAGGUACAGACUGCUGGAGGCCUUGAGAGUGGGGUCAGUCUGGCGGCAUGGCACCAACACCAACCAUGCUACACCUGUCCUUCCCUACGCCAGGCUAGCAUUCACACAUACUCUUACCUUUCUUAACAAGACAGACCUGGUGCACACACUGGGGGAGAGUGCAGCAUUGGGGGCUGCUGGAGUGGUGCUGUGGGGAGAGCUGAAAUUUGCCAAGUCUGAGCAUCAGUGCGUCCUGCUCAGAGACUACAUCCACACCGUCUUGGGUCCCUUCAUCCAGUCUCUGAGGUCUGACACACAGCGCUGCAGCCUCCAGCUGUGCCAUGGCCAUGGUCGCUGUGCAAGGCGACACCCUAGUACAGGUCACAUGGUCUCUAUGACAUCAGACCCUAAUCAGAUCAAACGCUUUAUGUGUCUGUGCUAUGCAGGAUGGAGUGGACAGAAUUGUCAGGAAAAGAAAGAGAGGAAUAAUUAACCUCAAUUUUUUUAUAUAAGGUGCGAUCAGUCUGUACUCAGUGAGGAGAAUAGAGGCGUCUGUACUAUGACACUGUCUGACUUGUCAGGUAUCAGUUGUACCAUUAAAACAUAUUAAAUAUAUAAAACUAU